This is a messenger RNA of Didymella exigua CBS 183.55, 1982 nucleotides long. Its product is annotated as threonyl-tRNA synthetase. Bases 21 to 1607 code for a protein of 528 amino acids. Gene Ontology annotation, cellular component: cytoplasm. Lineage: Eukaryota; Fungi; Ascomycota; Dothideomycetes; Pleosporales; Didymellaceae. Gene Ontology annotation, molecular function: ATP binding; threonine-tRNA ligase activity. Gene Ontology annotation, biological process: threonyl-tRNA aminoacylation. The transcript has a single exon. The record is from RefSeq and is a predicted model, not a curated record.
GAAAGCUGCCAGUCUUCUCGAUGCCACGCGCGCUGGGAUCAGCACUGCGAGUCCCGUUGCGCCAGCUCUGGAGCCGCCAAUAUGUCAGGACGUCCCUUCGGAGCUGCUCGUGUUCUGCGCCGCACCAAUUUCACGCCUCGGUGAAGCUGUCCUCUGCACCGCAGCGUGACCCGACCAAUGCGGCUGCUGCACCGCCCACGCCCGCCCUCGACCACCGCACGCUCGCGGCGACGCACAACCUCUUCGUCACGUCACCUUACAGCCCCGGCUCGCCGCUCAUCCUGCCCAAUGGCGCAUAUGUCUUCGGCAGACUGCAGGCCUUCCUGCGCGCGCAGUACCCGCAGUUCGGCUUCCAAGAGGUCAUCACGCCCAUCAUAUACAAGAAGUCGCUGUGGGAGAAGUCGGGGCACUGGCAGAACUACGCGGAAGACAUGUUCAGCGUGGAGGGGAGAGACAAGAAGGGCGAGGAGGAAGAGGAGAUGGGCCUAAAGCCGAUGAACUGCCCGGGCCACUGCCUGCUGUUCAGCACUGACAUCAAGAGCUACCGCGACCUCCCCGUCCGGCUUGCAGACUUCAGCGCCUUGCACAGGAACGAGAUCUCAGGGUCGUUGACUGGCUUGACGAGGGUACGCCGGUUCCACCAGGAUGAUGCGCACAUCUUCUGCCGCCCCGACCAGAUCCUGUCCGAGAUCGAGCAGACGUUGAAGUUCGUCGGCAUGGUGUACGAGACGUUUGGGCUGGGGCCAUACAAGCUACUCCUUUCGACCCGCCCGAAGGACAGCUUCAUUGGCAACAUUGAAGAGUGGGACAGAGCCGAGGCCCAGCUGACCACUGCGUUGAACAAUGUUGGUCGUGAAUGGGCUAUCAACGAGGGCGACGGCGCCUUCUACGGCCCCAAGAUCGACAUCAUCCUCAAAGACUCGAACGGCAAGGAGCACCAGACGGCGACCAUCCAGCUCGACUUCCAGCUGCCGCAGCGCUUCGACCUCCAGUACCAGGCAUCACCUGGGGAGAUGGAGGCGGGGUCACACUCGUCCAUGGAUGCUGGUCUCGACCCCGCGUACCGUCGUCCGGUCAUCGUUCAUCGCGCCAUUUACGGCUCCAUUGAGCGUUUCAUGGCGCUACUCAUCGAGCACUAUGCAGGCAAAUAUCCCUUCUGGCUUUCUCCACGCCCCGCCAUUGUGCUCUCGCUCAACUCCGAUCCCGCCGUGCUAGAACACGUCUCGCGCAUACAGUCUGUGCUCUCGGGAGUGCAGUCUCACGAAGCACCGACGCCCGCCCCUUCAUCAUCGCCCAAGCCCCUGCCGCUAUCCAACAUCCACUUGCCGAUCGACAUCGACACCAGCAGCCGGCCACUCGGCAAGAAGAUUGCCGACGCUCGUGCGAAGAAGUACAACCAUAUUAUUGUCGUAGGCAAGCGCGACGUCGAGAGCGGUGGUAUGAACAUGCAGAUAGCAAAUUCGCCGGCGGAAGAAGCGGCGAUGAGGGUGCUCGAGGAAGCUUGCGGUCAGCCUCUUUCAGAAGGCGACAGAUCGAAGAAGCAGGCCAACAUCGACCUGAGUGGCGCGCGGAAAUAUUUUGAGAGCCUGGUCACGUCCUACUUGUGAGAUGACGAAGAACGUUCUACUAGUAAGAUGAGGAAAUGUCCCGGCUGUAUAACAUGUAUGAUUCGUGUAUUAAGAGCCAUUGUACAUCUAGGUGGCGAGGGCCAGGGUUUUGGCACCGGAUGUCUUCUGCCGAGCCUCAGCAUGACACGUUCGGUUCGUGGAACAAUCAAACGUCUGCCAUGACCAUAUCCAUCGUUGUAUCUCUUGUUGAUCCCAAGGCUGCUCAACGAAGUCCUCCAACUUACGUAGCAAUUACACGUCGCGUGAGAUUCUCAGGAAGACUCCACUUUCUGUUGGCCGUCAGGCGUCCUUAGCUUCGACGGAUCGUAAGCCCGUGCCACAGGCCCACAGUGCCCCUGCCAAGCUCCAGCCCCG